Molecule: messenger RNA, 888 nt
Organism: Penicillium argentinense
Lineage: Eukaryota; Fungi; Ascomycota; Eurotiomycetes; Eurotiales; Aspergillaceae
Exons: 1
Coding region: 1-888 (295 amino acids)
Biological process (GO): spindle assembly
Cellular component (GO): cytosol; HAUS complex
Source: RefSeq, a predicted model, not a curated record
AUGGACUCUUUCGGUAGUCCCCUUGUUUCGCCCACCAAGGCCCGACAGGCGGCCAUCCAAGCCAAAGAUUGGGCAUAUGUGAACUCCUGGCUCAGCCGACAAUACGCCCCCAAACCGGUGCCCCAAUUCGAACGUAAUGAAGGUACUCUGCGGGUCCUCUUGACGAUGGCAGCAGCCAACGAUGCUGCCGAUGAAGAAGCAUCUCUACAGCACCGCGCACGGGAAGAAGCAGUUCGCGUCUUCAAAACACGAGAACAAGCCGAACGCAAGGACGCACAUGAAAGACAGAAGAUCGAAAUUCUGGACGAAGUGGAGAUGUGUCUUGAUGAUAGCGGCAAGCGUGAUCUGGGCGACAUCGCUGACUCGGCAAUUGUCUUGGGAAACACGCUGAACCCAGGGACCGAAGACCUGAGUCUGUCCAUCGUUGAGCUCACGGCUGAGGAGUCCGAAGCGCAAGACCAGAUAGCCAAAGUUCAAUCGCUGCAGCGCUAUCUUGAGAAGGAGCUUGCGCAACUACAGGCCGACCUGGAAAAGCUCAAAUCUGACAAGGCAUACGAAACCCCGGAAGACACCCAGAGCAUGACAUCCGAAUGGAUACGGGGCACGAAAACGCUUUCAACCAAGGUUGGGGAGUACCAAGAUCGCAUUGCAUCGCUUGAAAGGAAUCGGCCUCAUGGUCCUACAAUUGAGGAGCUUAUUAUGGAAGAAGAGAAUGUCAUUCGGUUGCGAGAAACGGUCAAGUCUCUGGAGGGACGUGUGAGGGCGUUCCACGAUCUGCCAAAGGACGUACCAGGAGCGCGGGCCAGGUACAAGGAGCUAGAGCGUGAGCUGGGUCAGCUCACGCGGCAACGAGAGACUAUGUUUGGAAGCCUUGUCGGGCGGCGAUGA